This is a messenger RNA of Leptosia nina, 435 nucleotides long. The record is from the annotation of a GenBank genome assembly. Lineage: Eukaryota; Metazoa; Arthropoda; Insecta; Lepidoptera; Pieridae.
AUGGCUAAUAUAUAUUUAAAAGCCACACAAUUCAACGAGGUAGACGCAUCUGAAGGCAAUAAUGUGGAUAAUAACAAGAAGUAUAUGAUUGUAAUGUUACCGGAUGAUCCAUUAAGAUCGGACGAUAUAUCGAAUGAAAAUGACUUGGAGCCAUACAAAUCAUUAACUAACAUCAAUAGAUCAAAUAACACAGAUAUGGAAAUUCUAGGCGAUUUGAAACUAAGUGAGCGACAGGCGCAGAUGUUAAGAAAAACAUGGCGCGACUCUUGCGACAGAAAGGCGGCAAAAGUAUGUAGGAAAGCGUGUGUGACAACAUACAAGAUUGUGUGUAGCGCGUACUUAUGUAAGAAGAGUAUGAAGAGGAGUUUCAGGCGGGAAUGCAAGAGGAAUUGUAAAGCCCGAUUCGCGACAGGCGGGCGAAGCGAAAGCGAAUAA